Bufo gargarizans (Asiatic toad) is the source of this 663-nucleotide messenger RNA. RefSeq names its product ranaspumin-like. Bases 27 to 509 code for a protein of 160 amino acids. The record is from RefSeq and is a predicted model, not a curated record. The transcript is spliced from 9 exons. NCBI's taxonomy places the organism in Eukaryota, Metazoa, Chordata, Amphibia, Anura, Bufonidae.
AUGCCUUGAGCUGAACAAUCUACACAAUGAAGAUUAUCUUUUUCUUGGUGCUCGCUGGUCUCAGCGUUUCUCAUGGCUAUGAUUGUAUACAGAGAUAUCAAGCAGCGAAUACUCUGCAGUGCUUGAAAAAUGCAUUAGAGAUUGCUCCAGAUUUUCUUGAAAAACUGAUAUACUUUCUAUGUAACUAUAAAGAUGGGAUGAAAAACAAUAAAAGAGAAUUUGAAGCCGCUUUCCGUGACUUGAUAGAAAUAGUGGAAUGUGGGGGCUGCGCUUUGGAUAAAAUAACUGGCACAAAUGAAUCAAUUGAAGAACUUUUAGGAGAUAUUGGAGGUGCUGGACAACAAGCAGUCUUUGGCAUCCUGAAGGCUGCAGAUGGACUACAAUUAACUGGACCUGUGGCACACUUAGCAUGCAGCCUGCUCAAAGGUCUUGGUACUCCUGGUGGUCUGGUUAAUCUUAGCGGUAUUCUGGGUAAUCUUGGCGGUGGCCUGGGUGGUAUCCUGGGUUAAGUCAAGAACUACAUGCGAAACACGCAUUGGAUGCAUGUAGUAAAAUAGAAGAAAGCAUACAAUAAAAAAAAGAAAAGAAAAACAAAAUCAUAUGAUUGAUUUUUUUUAUUUUCUUGAUUUCUUAUUUUCUUGAAGUCUUAUGUGUAAACCUACC